UGGUCUAUUAGUUAUUGUAACUUUUAAACAUUCAAAGCUAAAUGUCCUUUUCUAUCUUGGUAGAAUGCUAAAUAUGUGCCUGUAACAGCAGCUGCUGCUCCCAUGUAUGUUGUUUGGUAUCAGCCUUCAGUUCGGUGUCACUGUUGGUCCUAAAAAUAACAGUGAACGACAGGCAGCCCGUCCCAAUGACUUGGCAUAAGCUCUUCGCCAUGCUGCCCUACUCCAUGUUGAUCUAACCAGCUGCUUGGCUACAAACAGCUUUUUUGAUGAAGGGAUGAGACAUAAUUUCUGUUCUCUGCCUUUGUGGUCAGCACAUAACUUAACCCUCCACUGUCCCUGUUGAAAGAAGAUCUGUCCCGACUAGUGAACUAGACUUGACCAUGGUGCGUAAUGUGGAUGACCUGGACUUCUGCUUGUCCUCCCACCCUCAGAGCAUCCUGGAGGGCCUGCGCUCCCUCUGCUCUCACCCCAAACUCAUCGACGUGACACUAAGCGCCGGCGGCCGUGACUUCCCCUGUCACAGAGGCGUGUUGGCCCUCUGCAGCAUGUACUUCCGCUGCAUGUUCUCUGGAGACUUUGUGGAGAGCAUAGCAGCACGUGUGGAGCUGCAUGAUGUUGACCCUGACAUCCUGGCCUACUUACUGGAGUUUGCCUACACAGGAAAGCUGACUAUCAACCAGAGCAAUGUGGAGGGUUUGAUCUGCACCUCCAGCCAGCUGCAGUUCCAGACAGUGAGGGCAGUGUGCAGCAGAUACCUCCAGCACCAGAUCGAUGCCACCAACUGUCUGGGGAUUCUGGAGUUUGGGGAGAUUCAUGGUUGCCCUGAAGUGGUGGCCAAAGCAUGGGGGUUCCUCUUAGAGAACUUUGAAGCUGUUCAACAAAGUGAGGAGUUUCUGCUGUUGGAGAAAGACAGACUCCAUGCCUGCCUGUCCAAUGAUGGACUACAAAUCCGGUCAGAGAGCACACGUGUGGAGGCCGUCCUGAAAUGGGUCGGACAUGACGUGGAGACCCGGCUCUGCCACCUCGCUGAACUCCUGACACUGUGCCGUCUUUCUCUGCUUAGCCCGGGCUAUCUGGCUGACAACCUGCUGAAGGACAAUCUGGUGCAGGCCUCUCCCAGCUGCAGGGAAGCUGUGGAAAAUAUUCACAGGGAGAAAAUGACUUUGGCGCCAAACUACAUGGACAGAGUCAACUCUCAGAGUCCACAACCAAACCUCCAAGAAGUGCUAUUUGUGAUGGGAGGUCGCUCACUAGAUGACUCAGACAAUGAAGAUGACUCUGAUGAAGAUGAGCAGCGAGACCCGAGGCUGCAAAGACAACUGCUGCCUCGGAACUGUGCCUUCUACAACACAAAGACCAAACAGUGGCAUGAACUCCCCAAUUUCCCAAACCCAAACAAGUGGGGUUACUCCAUGGUCUCUUUGAACAAUGACGUGUAUGUUACAGGGGGCUCGCGAGGUUCAAACACAAACACCUGGUCGACCACAGAGACCUGGAAGUACAUCACAAAAGAGGGGAGGUGGAUUACUGUUGCUCCCAUGCUCCGGCCUCGGACUAACCACACAUCAGCAACGCUCAACGGGGAAAUAUACGUCAUUGGAGGUACAACGUUGGACCGUGUUGAGGUGGAGCACUAUGACCCUUACAGCGACACCUGGGCCUUGACAUGCCCUGCCUUAAAAUACGUGACAAACUUCACCGCCACAGCAUGUCAUGGGAAGCUCUAUGUGAUUGGAUCAUGUGCGGUGAAGUACAAUGCUCUGACUAUGCAGUGCUACAACCCAGUCAUCGAUAGCUGGAUCAGUAUAUGUUCACCCUUCAUCCCCAAGUAUCUAUCCUCUCCUCGUUCAGUCUGUGUGGAUGGAACUAUAUAUUUGGUUGCUGAUAACACAAAGAAAGUCUACUCUUACGAUCCAGAGGCAAACAUGUGGCAGAAGGUUCAACUUCUCCACAUGCUCCAUGAAAAUGGGGGCUUGGUAACACUGGAUGGCAAGCUCUUUAUCACAGGAGGCCAUUGGAAAGGCAUGGAAGGAGACUAUGGGGUAGAGGUAGAGAUUUACAACCGAGCGUCCAACACCUGGGAGGUUGAGUGCUCCCUGCCGAGGCUUUGGUUCUACAGCGGCGUGUGCACCAUCUUUCUAGACCCAUCUCAGUGGAACGAACUAUUCCCCAUAGACUCAACAUAACUGUCACAUGAUACGACAGAUUAAAUUUAGGGACAGUCACAUUACAUACGGAAUGUUUAUCCUAGGAUGUCAUUGUGCCCAAGAAUAGUGUGUAUUAUGACCCUCAGGUAUUCUUAGUUGUUUUCUUGGAACUCAAUUACUUCACAGCAGGUGUUUAUUUAUACUUUGUACAGUGUGUUUGAUAUUUGUAUUUAUUCUUGUGUUUUUGAAUAGUCUGAAAAUUAUUAAAUAUUUGUAGAUAUA
Sphaeramia orbicularis (orbiculate cardinalfish) is the source of this 2429-nucleotide messenger RNA. RefSeq names its product kelch-like family member 30 (gene klhl30). Bases 381 to 2186 code for a protein of 601 amino acids. Lineage: Eukaryota; Metazoa; Chordata; Actinopteri; Kurtiformes; Apogonidae. The transcript has 8 exons. The record is from RefSeq and is a predicted model, not a curated record. Gene Ontology annotation, molecular function: protein binding.